AUGGUAACUCGGUCUACUCUUUUCCCAGCCAAUGCCCGUCCAGUAUCCCAAGCAGCUCCCGUCCUAAUUACGGGUGCCCCGGCUUCGACUCCGCAUUCGUCCGUGCAACCACUAACGCCCAGCGGGAAAGCCUUCACGAUAGCUGCCGCUACUACAGCUCCUGUUCCUCCAGUCUCCAAUUUAUCAGGAAUCAAGGCUAUCCCUGCUGUGGUGGCUGGAAAUAGCGCAGCUGAUAAAAUUAAUACCGGCAGCAACAACACCCAAAUUAGUGCAAAUGGACUAGCUAGUAACAUCACCGGUGGCGUCAACGAUCACCUGCCCACAGCAACACUAUCGCCAAGAUUGACGAUAUCGCAUACAGUGACGGCGGAUACGAUCACGCCCCCAACAGCCUCACCGACCGGAUCGGAGAAAAAACAUUUCCUCUUUGCCCCGGAGAUCGCCGCAAUCAAGCGUCGAUGUGCAGCUAACCUUCUGAGUCUGAUUCCGCUCAAUAUCGCACGAGCCUUCUUCGGCGCUCCGGCUUCUUCCAGGCAUGAUCGUACCUGCAGCACCACCACUGGGAGUUCAUCCUCGCUCACCACUAUCUCUUCUUCCGGAAAAUCCCCACCCGCUUUGAAAAACGAGGGUGGCGGAGACCAGGCGACUCGUUCUUCGCCUUCGCCUGGGGAACAGAAAAUUUCCUCGCCACUACAAUCUAAAUCCCUGCCGGCGUCUACAUUGUCAAAGCCAGGGCCCGGGAGUGUGACCGCUGCGGAGCAAGUUCCCCGCACAGGCGACCAGGAUGACGAGGCCGAAAUUGGGCCGGACGAAUUAUACCUACUUGAGACGAUCGAGACGGACCUGUUGGACCUUCUCGCAGAUGAGUACUGCAACAAACACCUCAUAUAUUCCAUCAUAGAGACCGUUUUGGUCAAGGUCUUGCCUGAACUGGCAGAGCGUAGUGUGGCAGAGUUGAUGGAAGACCGCGGUCUAGCUCCAGUUCCUAGUAGUCUCUAA
Molecule: messenger RNA, 999 nt
Organism: Penicillium angulare
Lineage: Eukaryota; Fungi; Ascomycota; Eurotiomycetes; Eurotiales; Aspergillaceae
Exons: 1
Coding region: 1-999 (332 amino acids)
Source: RefSeq, a predicted model, not a curated record